Messenger RNA from Eucalyptus grandis, 516 nucleotides. RefSeq lists its product as uncharacterized. NCBI's taxonomy places the organism in Eukaryota, Viridiplantae, Streptophyta, Magnoliopsida, Myrtales, Myrtaceae. The annotation marks the transcript as partial. The record is from RefSeq and is a predicted model, not a curated record. The transcript has 3 exons. Gene Ontology annotation, cellular component: membrane.
CUGAAUCGAGCAAAUAAUGAAAUGGGACUGCGCACAGGAACCUCAGAUAAUUCCUGGAAGCCAGCCAUGCCGGCUGGUCACACGAACACCGUGGGUUACUGGUUCAACUGGAGGGUUUUGCUCUGUGCGAUCUGGGUCUUUGCAUCGUCGUGCUUUGCCUUGAUGCUUGUGAGGAAGUAUGAGGCUUUUUGCAGUCGAAGCAGCAGCAAUGGCGGCCGACAAACCCAGCGAGGGGCUGCGGGUGUUUUAUAUAGUGACGAGACCUGGACUCCAUGUCUGAAAGGAGUCCACCCGGCUUGGCUUCUGGCUUUUCGAGUCAUUGCCUUCUUCUUGCUUAUAGGAAUGUUAUGCGUGACCACUAUCAAAAGCGGCGCCAAAAUAUACUACUAUUACACUCAGUGGACUUCUGCGUUAGUCACCAUCUAUUUCGGGCUUGGUUCGUUGCUCUCUGCAUACGGAUGUUACAGGUACGAGAACAAAAUAAGUGAAUCUCACAAUGUGGAGAUAGAUUCAGAG